Apus apus (common swift) is the source of this 2307-nucleotide messenger RNA. It is a transcript of the gene MOCS3, whose product is annotated as molybdenum cofactor synthesis 3. The coding region runs from base 31 to 1431 and encodes 466 amino acids. NCBI's taxonomy places the organism in Eukaryota, Metazoa, Chordata, Aves, Apodiformes, Apodidae. The transcript has a single exon. Gene Ontology annotation, biological process: tRNA wobble position uridine thiolation; protein urmylation. Gene Ontology annotation, molecular function: URM1 activating enzyme activity; adenylyltransferase activity; thiosulfate-cyanide sulfurtransferase activity. Gene Ontology annotation, cellular component: cytosol; cytoplasm. The record is from RefSeq and is a predicted model, not a curated record.
GGCGGGUGCGGGGUCGCGGUCCCCUCGGUCAUGGCGGGCACGGAGGCCGCGCGGCUGAGCGCGGAGAUCGGGCGGCGGGAGCAGGAGCUGCGCGGCCUGCGGCAGCGCUUGGCCGACCUCCUGGCGGGGCGUGCAGGGGAGGACGCCGCGGCCACGGAGGAGGGCGCCUCCGCCUUUCCCGACCAGCUGCCGCCGCUGCCCGCCCGGGCUUCCCUGAGCCCCGCUGACAUCCUGCGGUACAGCCGGCAGCUGGUGCUGCCGGAGCUGGGCGUGCGGGGGCAGCUGCUCCUGGCCCGCUCCUCCGUGCUUGUGGUGGGCUGCGGCGGGCUGGGCUGCCCCCUGGCCCAGUACCUGGCCGCGGCCGGCGUGGGCCGCCUGGGCCUGGUGGAUCACGACGUGGUGGAGACGAGUAACCUGCACCGGCAGGUGCUGCACGGGGAGGCCCGCCGAGGGCUCCCCAAGGCUGCGUCUGCCGCGGCAGCCCUGCGGCUGCUGAACUCCACGGUGCAGUACGUGCCCUACUGCGGGGCCCUGAGCCCCCGCACCGCCCUGCAGCUGGUGCGGCAGUUCGACAUCGUCGCUGACUGCUCCGACAACGUCCCCACCAGGUACUUGCUAAACGACGCCUGUGUCCUGGCUGGGAAACCGCUGGUGUCCGGCAGUGCCCUCCGGCUGGAGGGGCAGCUCGUCGUGUACAACUACCAGGGAGGGCCCUGCUACAGGUGCCUCUUCCCCAAGCCCCCUCCACCAGAGACGGUGACUAACUGUGCAGAUGGAGGGGUGCUGGGCGUUGUGCCAGGCAUCAUGGGGUGCAUCCAGGCCUUGGAGGUGCUGAAGAUUGCCUCGGGAAUGGGUUCCUCCUUCAGUCAGUUCAUGCUCGUGUUUGAUGCCCUUGAAGGGAGAUUUCGCAAUAUCAAGUUAAGACCCAAGAAGCCAGACUGUGCUGUUUGUGGUGACAACCCAUCUGUCACCUGCCUGCAGGAUUAUGAGGCAUUCUGUGGUUCUUCUGCAACAGACAAGUGCAGGACUUUAAAUCUGCUGUCCAGUAAAGACAGGAUAUCUGUAGAGCAGUACAAAAAACUGUUGGAUGAGCAAGUUCCUCAUGUACUGUUAGAUGUUCGGCCGCAGGUGGAAGUGGAAAUCUGCCGCCUGCUUCAUGCUGUCCACGUGCCUCUGAGCAAACUAGAGGAGAAAGAUAAAGAAUAUCUGCAAUAUUUAGAAGAAAGAAUUUGUGAAGAAAAGCAGAGAACUAAUGGCCAAACGUCUUUGCCUGUAUAUGUUGUUUGCAAAUUGGGAAAUGACUCCCAGAAGGCUGUAAGAAUUCUGCAGGAAUUACCUGUCAAAGAGUUUGGUUCUGUCUUAGCCAAGGAUAUUAAAGGGGGGCUCAUGGCUUGGUCCACUAAAAUUGACCCAACAUUUCCACAGUAUUAGAAAUAUAAAUGGUCUAAAAAAAAAUAAAUCGUAGUAAAUUCUGUAGGGUUUCAUCUUCUCUGUGUAAUGACUAGAUCAUGUGGAUAAAAUAGGAGAUAGAAAUACCAUGUUACUUUUUUAAUGAUGUUUUUUUUCCCCAAAAUGUGUGUAUUUUUGUAUAUGAUUAUUUUUAUAAAAAUGUGGAACUCUGCAUGGACUCCUAAUUAAUAAUGGUAGCCUGGAGAGUGACAGAGCACAGGAAUCAAGUGUUGGAAUUUUUUACUUGUUCUCACUGCCUUAUGAAUGGAAAUGGUGCAUGCAGUGAAUAAAGAAACCCAAACCUAACUCCUCUAGCUGGUCAGUAGCAAUGUUAAGCUUAUAAUGGGAGAUUGCCAAGACAAUGCUGACAAGACUGUUUUGGUCAACAUCUUUAGUUCUCUGUAGAAGCAUCAUGUGUUUAUGAAAGAGAAGUGCUUGCUGCCAGUAACAGCACCUGCAGCAAGGGUGUUAAGUUCUGUUAAGAACUUCCAGGGCCAUCCAUCCUUGUUUGCUGGCUGGCAAAAAAAAGUGUGUUGUACUUGUAUAGAGAAACUGAGGUUAAAUGUUAACAAGAUAUAAGUUUGAGCCCAGAAAAUGUAUAAAACAUACAGAAAAUACUUUUGCUAGGUCUUAGAAGAUUUCAGAGACUGAGGGAUGGAGAGGAGGUGAGAGGGAAAAAGAGAGAUGUGGUCUUUCUGCAAGUACAAAGCUCAUAAGUUUUCUCCCUGUUCAUCGAGGUUGUUGCACAUCUCCAGCUGUAGUGCAUUAUUUUGUUAACUGGCAUGAAGAGCUACACAUACCUAAAAAGUUCUUGUGCAUUAACUGAAUGAAAAGAGAAAUAAAUAGCUUCCCAACUGA